Molecule: messenger RNA, 2144 nt
Organism: Lolium perenne
Lineage: Eukaryota; Viridiplantae; Streptophyta; Magnoliopsida; Poales; Poaceae
Molecular function (GO): protein binding
Source: RefSeq, a predicted model, not a curated record
CUCAUGGCCGCGCCCGCGCCGUACGGCGGUGUUGGCGACCGGACCGGAGGGUGGUGGUGGUGGAUGCCGUUUCCUUCCGACACCGGCCACAGGCUCGCAGCAUCAGCGGCAGGCCUUUAUCAGCCAUGACCGCGGUACACCCACCGACCGCCGGGUAAAGAAGUGGCAGACUAAUCCGCUGUUCAUUCCUAACCCCAGCUCUGCUAAAACUCAGCCAGAUCCCACUCCCACUCUCGCUAUCACUCCUGCUCUGCUAGCUCUUCCCCACCACUCUUCUCACUGCCGAGCUCGCUCGUCUCCCUUCCCAAAGCGCGCCACCCUGCCUCACAACUCGCUUGUCCGCUUCGCUGCGGCCGAGGCGGCCUCACAUGGCGCUGCCCCCUCUCCUCCUCCUCAUCCUCCUCCUGCUCGCCUCGCGCGCCGCCUGCGCCCGGGCCGCGCUGCACGACCGCGACGCGGCCGCGCUACGCGACGUGCGCGCCAGCCUUCGCGACCUGCCGGGCUCCCGCUUCUUCGACUCCUGGGACGACGCCGCCGCCGCCACCCCGUGCGCCUACGCCGGCGUCGUGUGCGCCCCCGACGACGAGGACCCGUCCGGGACACUCCUCCGCGUGUCAGUCCUCACCCUCGGCACCGGCCUCUCCGACUCCCCCGGCCUGGCGGGCACGCUCCCCGCCUCGCUCGCCAGCCUCGCCGCGCUCACCGACCUCGUCCUCUACCCGGGCCGCGUCGGCGGGUCCAUCCCGCCCGACCUCGGCGCCGGCCUCCGCCGCCUCAGGCUGCUCUCGCUCUCCGGGAACCGGCUCACCGGCCCGGUCCCCGACUCCCUGGCCGGACUGCCCGACCUGCACACGCUCGACCUCGGCAGCAACCGGCUCGAGGGCGCCGUCCCCUCCGGCCUGCUCCUCCCGUCCUCGCCCAGCCUCAAGGUGCUCAUCCUCGCCAGCAACGCCGGCCUCUCCGGCCAGAUUCCCGCCCAGUUCUCUGCCUCCCAGCUCUUCCACGUCGACCUCAGCCGCUGCUCCAUCGCCGGCACGCUCCCUCCUCUCCCUCCCACCCUCCGCUACUUCUCCGUAGCCGCCAACUCCAUGGACGGCGCCCUCGACGAGGCCUUCUCCACCGCCAGCCAGGCCCCGGCCGACCUGGCCUUCCUCGACCUCUCCAUGAACGACUUCUCCGGCGCGAUCCCGCCGCAGCUCUUCGCGCUCCCGAGCGCCUCCUCGCUGCUCCUCUCCCGCAACAACUUCACCGGCGCCCUGUCUGUUCCGGCGACACCGGCCUCCGCGACGCCGCCGUGGGCGGUGGUGGACGUCAGCCACAACGCCAUCUCUGGCGAGGUGCCGGAGGCGCUGGCGGCGGCGGGGACCCUGUACGUCAACAACAACAAGAUCUCCGGGGAGGUCCCCGACGCGGUGGCGCGCAGCGUCUUCGCGGGGAGGAUGACCACCUUCUACGCGCAGCACAACUUCCUCACGGGGUUUCCCGUGCCGUCGCGGCCGCUCCCGGACUCGGCGGCGCUCUGCCUCUCGUACAACUGCAUGGACCUGCCGUCCGCGUCCGCCGCCGACGGCUGCCCCACCAUCGGCGGGCCCCUCGAGGCCAGGCCCGCCGACCAGUGCCGGAGCGGCGGAGGGUGAUGCCGCCGCCGACGCCGACACUCCGUGGCUCACGACUGGCAGGUGGGGGCUCCGUCGGUGUGGCACGGGCGGCGGGUGACUCGGGUUCACACAUUUUGGUUUUGGUUUUGGUUUUGGGUUUGUCGGGAUGUUGUUUCAGCGGUGGAUUUCAUGUGAUCGGGGUUUGAAUUUAUCCGCCGUCGGGCGGGCAACGGUCACACGGGGAGAGGCCCUCUCGGUUUGGCGUCUUGGUCAGUUCGUGACUGCGUGCGUGAGUGUAGUAGCUAUAGUGGUGUUUCGUGACUGCUUUGGUUUGGUUUGUACGUUGUGUCCAAAGGAAUACGUGGCGACGUCAGCAGGAGCGCAGUAAUGCCAAUUUAAGCAUUUCUGCCCAUGCCCUACCAACCGCAAGAGGACGGCCUAAUGGUGGCGUUGCUGUGUAUGUAUAGCUUUGUAGCUAGCUGGUUGAAUUAAUCUCUUUGUCCUGUUUAUCCCAAAUGUUGAAAUUUUAUAUAGGUUUUCUGCCAA